GCAUGUGUGCCUAUUUGUGGCCUUGCUAUAAUUAUCCUUCAUGGCCACGCAAGCUGCAGACUGAUUGGAAACAGUAGAGUCUUAUGCCCCGGUGCACCACCCCAGGAGUCCAACAGCACAGAAAGAAAACACUGAGCUUAGAGCGCACCCCUGAGUGUCCAAGUAAAGACGAAAACAUAUGGAGAAUCUACUGCUGGGAUGCUGGCUGUGAUGACAGAAGAGUCUUGCUGGUCUCUCUAACUUUCUUUUGCAGUUUCUUGUGGACAGGCUUUAAGAAUAUAUGCUGGAUAUAGGCAGCUGACUUUGAGUGGACACUUAUAGACUAAGAAGAUGAGUUCCAGAAGGCUGAUGAACCGUUCGCUCUCGAGUGAUGGAAGGUCUUACUACGGUGGCAGUGAUAUCAGCUCUCAGAAUAGAAGGGUUGGCUGUAGGAGCUACCUGAGCAGUGUUCGAUCUGAAAGCAGGAACACUCUCUGCAGUGUCAUGGCCCAAUUAACUGAGGAGAUACAGCCAACAUUUGAGACCACAUUAAAAUCCAAAGCUGUGUCUGAAGACGCUAACAUCAAGUUCAGCUGUGUGGUCUCAGGCCACCCAGUCCCUGAGGUGACAUGGUACAAAGAUGAUGUACAGCUGGACAGAUACUGCGGCCUUCCCAAAUAUGAAAUUUCACGCGAUGACAAGACACAUACACUCCAAAUAUACAACUGUACUCUGGAGGAUGCUGCAAUUUACCAAGCAUCAGCACAGAACAGUCGAGGCAUCGUGUCAUGUUCAGGGGUGUUGGAGGUGGGAACAAUGAAUGAGUACAAGAUUCAUCAAAAUUACUUUGCAAAGCUUAAACUGCGAAAUGAGAACCGACGUCGAGAGCAGGAGGAGCCCCGCAAUGCAGGCAAAGAAAAUGUCCCAGCAGCCCACGAGAACGUCAGGGUGAGCAGUCCUGAAAGAGCCCAAAGGAAACGUAGGUCCCCCAUGGAGACCAGAGCGGCUGGCAGCCCUUCAGAGGAGAAAGCCAUGGAGGUGGAUGCUCUCAGUCCAACACCUCCAGUUCAAGAGUCAGCAGCGGCAUCUGUUCAUGAAAUCUCAAACUGUGAAAUGAUCACAAACAGAGACAAAGAUGGCCAAGGGCUAACGUAUAUCCAUGAUACCGUGCAUAAUGCCUCCAGCAAACAAACUAAUGAGCAUUACGUCAAGAAGAAGAUCAAAAUCUCAACAGAAGCAACAGAGGGAAUUAAGGAAAACAGACAGACUGGAAGAAGUGAAGAGAUAAUGAAUGAGAGUGGGGCUUCCACUGAGAAGAUGGAAGUACAGAACUCUGUCGAUCAGAUCACCUCCUUGACUGAAUAUGAAAACAAAAUGGACAUAACAGACAGACAAAUAAGUGAAAAACAAUCAGUGAAAGUGAACAAAAGCCCCUCAAAAGAAUCAAAGAGAGCUCAGGAUGUUCAGACUGCCUCAGUGUCUGAAUCUAGAAACAAAUUGGACAUAACAGACAUAAGAAAAAGUGAAAAAAGUUCAGCACACACGAACAAAAGUCUCUCCGAAGAAUCAAAAAGAGCUCAGGGUGCUCAGAUCACAUCAGCAACAGAAUCUAAAAACAAAAUGGACAUAACAGACACAAAAGCAACUGAAAAACAGUCCGAGAGAGUGAACAAAAUGGUCUCAGAAAAGCCAAAGGGAGCUCAGGGUGUUCAGAUCACCUCAGUGACUGAAUCAAGAAUUAAAAUGGACAUAACCACAAAUAAGAAUCAAAAAUGGUCAGUGAAAGCAAACAAAAGUCCUUCAGAAGAAUCAAAGAGAGCUCAGGGUGCUCAUAUUGCCUUAGCGACUGAAUCAAGAAACAAAAUUGGCAUAACAGUCACAAAAAAGAAUGAAAAACAGCAAGUAAAAGUAAACAAAAGUGCUUUAGAAGAAUCAAAGAGAGCUCACCAUGCCUCAGUGACUGAAUCUAGAAACAAAAUGGACGUAACAGUCACAAAAACGAAUGAAAAACAGUCAGAGAAAGUGAACAAAAGUGUCUCAGAAGAACCAAAGAGUGCUCAGUGUGCUCAGAUUGCCUCAGUGACUGAAUCAAGUAAAAAAAUGGACAUAAAAGACACAAAAAAGAAUGAAAAACAGUCAGAGAAAGUCAAUAAAAGUGUCUCGGAAGAAUCAAAGAGAGCUCAGGGUGUUCAGAUUGCCUCAGUGACUGAAUCUAGAAACAAAAUGGACGUAACAGUCACAAAAACGAAUGAAAAACAGUCAGAGAAAGUGAACAAAAGUGUCUCAGAGGAAUCAAAGCGAGCUCAAGGUGCUCAGAUCACUUCAGUGACUGAGUCAAGAAUCAAAGUGGACAUAACAGACACAAAAAAGAAUGAUAAACAGUCAGAGAAAGCGAAGGAAAGUUCCUCAGAAUCAAAGAGAGUUCAAAAGCCCAUUACAACCCAGAAACAACUGCCACUGAAGUUUUCCAUGACAACCCAGAUGAACAAGGUGGUUGAGUACACAAAGCUAACUAAAUCAUCUGACAAAAGCACAUUAAACCUCCAACAUCAAGCUCUAGAUACUAUCCAGAACUGUAAUGCAAGAGUUAUAGACAAGAAGCUCUUGGAUUUUGAUGACCACAGAAAUAAAACUCCAGUAGGUACAUGUGUGAGGAUCUUUCCUCAUUCCUGUGGUGGGAAUGACGUCAACGUGGACACAGGGGAGAGGAAUGCGUCUGCAUGCUCUCUUAGGAGCUUGUCUGCAGGUGAUACUCACACUCAACCCACAGAGCCACCAAUUUGUGGAGACGUUCCUCCUUUUCUCAAGGAAGCACCCAUGGAUUUAAAGCAGCAACCCUCAUUAAUGCAUGAGGUCACUGCGAGUGUUACGGAAACACUCCCUGUUUCACAGGGAAAGAAGCUGAGAACAGGUGAUCAGUCUGUCGCAUCAACAAAGAGCAGUACACUUGUCACUGAGCCUCAAAACACUCAACCGAGUGAGAAAAUCUCCUCAGGUCAUAUUCCACACAUGCUUCAAGGCGGCCAAGUCACUACAGCUAGUUCCUCAUUAGGAGAUGACACAUUAACUAACAUGUGUGAGAAGGAUAGCAAAGCUGAAAGCCGACUCACCAAAGAGUCUGAUAAACUAAAAGGUGAAACAAAACUUGCAUCUGUUUCUAAAGGAAAGUCAACGGCAACCUCAAACCAUUCCACAAAUCAAGUCAUUGUCACAGAAUUUGUACAAUUCCGCACGACAAACUCAGAUGUGGUGCAACCACAGACCAUGAAUGACUCAUCAAUCUCUAAUGUUCAAAUGAAAGAUAAUAAGGCCCAAGAGUGUCAGAGCACUUAUCUUGAAUCUACAGACAAUGUUGCUAAAAUGGACAUACAGGCACAGUCUAAUGUAACCACAUCUGAACUACACAAAUUAACUAAUCACGAGAUGCAGAGUUACUCUGCAAAAAAAGCCAAUGAUCAUUCUGGCCCCUCUACAUUCCUCUCACAACGUUCAAAGGUUUUACCCACAGAAUUUACCAUUCCUACAAUAUAUAUAACAGAUGUGGACAGCACAUCUCAAAAUAGUACAGAAACAGAACACACUGUAGAUGCUGUUGAAACCAGAACUGAAAUGAAUACAGUAACCUCUAACGUGACAAAUAACAACACAAUCAUGCAAGUAGGUAAUAUAUCUGAAUGCACAGACACCACGAAUAAGACCACAGCUGUUUUGGAAUCUGAAGGUCUGCGUGAUGAAAAGCUUGAUCUUUCCCUGCAUUCACAACCCUCCGAAGUCAACAAGCCUCAUCAACAGCCACUAACUCAAGAAAAACUGAUUCAAGGACCUGAAUCAAGUCAUUGCGUCACUGACUUUGUUGCAUCAGACUUAAUUAGAUUGAAAGAUGUCACUAUGCAACAUCACCCUGCUGACAAAAGCAUAAAGACCAAUGAAGCUGACUUAGCUGAAAUUAACCAUCUUAAAGAAGCAGAUCUUCAUCUGAAAACUGAUUCAAACUCCUUCAUAAAACAAUUGAAGUUGGCUGCAUUAGACUUUGAUAGUUCAAAUCUAAGUACUACAGCCAAGAUAAAUGCUGCACCACAUAUAAACGCGACAGAAAAUAUUAAAUGUGGUGAGGAAGUAGUUUCUGCAGUGACAGAGCUCACUACCUGUAAGGUAACAAUUCCAUCGAAGACUACAGACCAGGUCUUCAAGUCUACUGCUGCCCACAGUGAGCUUGCCACCAAGACCGAUCAAAAGACUACAUUACCCAGGACUAAAACAGAGAAGAGUGAAACAGGAAUGACCCUAUGUCUUGAAGAAGCAAAAAGAGAUUCAUAUCAGGGGGACAAUUUAUCUCUGAAGACACAACCUGCAUCUCUAUUACAAUCAGUCAGUAACUCACCAUCGAAGACAUCAUUGGAAACACACUCCCCUCGUCUCACCCGGAGGACUGUCCAGGCUGACCUCUCCAAACCUGCAGGAAAUGAGAAUGUUAAGCCCAAAUCAGCAGAGAAAGACAAAGAAAACCAAUUCAAAGUCCCACAGGUUAUCCGUAAAAUCCGACCAGAGGUGUUUGAUGCCUCUGGAAAUCUGAAACUCUGGUGUCAGUUUUUCAACAUAGUAAGUGACUCAACAAUAAAAUGGUACAAGGAUGAAGUGGAAAUUGCUGAGAUAAAGAGAAGUGCAGGAGAUGAGACUCAAGUGUGCUUGGCUAUUAUACAGAUGUCCAAAAGAGACUGUGGUGUUUACAGAUGCACCAUUACCAAUGAAUAUGGCAAAGAUUUCACAGAGUAUCUUCUUAGCGCAGAGUUUCUGUCCAAUAUAUUCCUGCGUGAGGAGCUCCAGGAAGUUGGGGAGGAGAUUGAGAUGACUCCUCUGAUCUUCAGUAAAGGUCUUGCUGAUGCAGGUUGCUGGGGCUCAAAGUUCUACGGCCGUGUCACAACAGAAGAAGCUCAGGUUGGACUGGGAUGUGAGCACAAAACCAGACGGCUGAAAGUGAUCUACGGAUUAGAUCCUGUGUUUGAGUCAGGCAGCUCAUGUUUUAUGAAAGUGCGAAGCCCUAUUGCAUAUGAGAGCAGAGAGGAGACUGUCUUGGCUGAAAGGAAUCUUCAAAUCACAAAACAGGACUGUAGAAUUCAGAACAUGGCUAGAGAGUACUUCAAGAUCUUUGCUACAGAGACAAGAGUGAUAGAGAGCUUUGGUGCAGCACUGGAGGUAAUCCCUCUAUACUUCAUGUACUUGCCAGCGAGCAGUAUUCCUUCUGCAACAGUGGAGGCAGAGCUUAAGGGUGUCUAUUUGCGGUAUUGUGGAAUGGAUCGCACCGGGUCACUGGCAUUUAAUGAGAAGUUAGAAGUGGCACAAAAGUGUUCUUGUCUCCAGCACUGGAUCUACCAGUGGACCAAUGGAAAUGUGCUGUUCUCCAGACUUGAGGGAGUUGAUACAAUACUGACAAAUAUCGGAAUAGCAGUCAGGUCAAAGGGGUAUCAGGGGUUUCCUUGUGAGGCUAAUCCGAAGGUUUUCGAGCAGUUUCAGAUCCAGCAUCAAUGUAAUUACUUCUGUGGUCUCUUAAACCUCAAACCUCUCAAAGCCCCAGAAACACUUCAGACUUCAACCAGACCCAAGGGCUCAAGCAGCCCACUACUACAACGAAAAACAGCACCCAGCUCCUCCAGUCCCCAGACCCCACGCAAGGCCACAAAGAGCCCCAAAGUAUCCCGCAAGCUUAACCCACAGACGUCAACCUAACUCAAAAUAAAGUAGGCCAUAUACAUAGGGAAAAACUAAAGGAAAAAAAGAGGUCCGUCUAUUAUUGAAUCGAAACGUUGAUCACUGAUCUGCAGUUAAGAUGCAGCUGCACUUACUACCCGAAUGUAAGUAAAAACAACUUUUGAUAAAUGCACCAUUUUAAAUGAAAUAUGUAAAUCCAGAAUCAUUACCUAAUCUUCUGUUGCAGUGCUCUUUACAGAAUCCGUUCUGUAAUCCUCAGAGGUUUUUGAAAGUGCAUUGUAAAAAUGUGUGAUAAUGUCAAGUGGAGCUGUAGCACUACAAACUUUAUAUUACCUCUUUGUUAAUUUCUAAAGGAAGU
Molecule: messenger RNA, 6043 nt
Organism: Sinocyclocheilus rhinocerous
Lineage: Eukaryota; Metazoa; Chordata; Actinopteri; Cypriniformes; Cyprinidae
Gene: alpk3b
Product: alpha-kinase 3b
Exons: 13
Coding region: 331-5703 (1790 amino acids)
Biological process (GO): cardiac muscle cell development; protein phosphorylation
Cellular component (GO): nucleus
Molecular function (GO): ATP binding; protein serine/threonine kinase activity
Source: RefSeq, a predicted model, not a curated record